Molecule: messenger RNA, 1158 nt
Organism: Spodoptera frugiperda (fall armyworm)
Lineage: Eukaryota; Metazoa; Arthropoda; Insecta; Lepidoptera; Noctuidae
Product: elongation of very long chain fatty acids protein 7-like
Exons: 5
Coding region: 54-1055 (333 amino acids)
Biological process (GO): very long-chain fatty acid biosynthetic process; fatty acid elongation, saturated fatty acid; fatty acid elongation, polyunsaturated fatty acid
Cellular component (GO): endoplasmic reticulum membrane
Molecular function (GO): fatty acid elongase activity
Source: RefSeq, a predicted model, not a curated record
UUAAAGCCAAUCGAGUAAGACGUGUUUCUCUCGUGUGGAAUAUCUGGACAAAAAUGGAAAUCAAUAAUGGAACCUCUGAUAUUGGAUAUAAUGGAACCGAAAUUCGACCCGAACCGAUUUAUGGAAACACGGACUUCGUGGACACGUGGUUUCUAAUGGGCUCACCAAUCUCAGUGGCGAUAAUCCUCACUUCAUACCUAUUGUUCGUGUUGAAGAUAGGUCCAGCUUUCAUGAUGAAGCGGGCGCCGUAUCAACUGUCAAACGUGCUACUGUUGUAUAACGCUGUCCAAGUCGGUGUGUCCUGUUUUCUUUUUCAUAAGUGUUUCGCCAUGCUUGUUGAAAACGGGGUGGUGCCAAAGACCUGCCUCAUGGAAACGGACUACAGUAGGAGAAGUAUAACAACAGCAAUGUACUGCUACCUAUUAGCCAAGGUAUCAGAACUGCUGGACACCAUAUUCUUCAUACUCCGCAAGAAGAACAACCAGGUGACCUUCCUCCACGUCUACCACCAUGCUGUAAUGGUAUUCGUGACGUGGACAGCAUUGAAGUAUGAGCCGACUUUUGCCCUGGUCUUCAUGGGGAUGUUGAACUCCUUUGUCCAUAUUGUGAUGUACACUUACUAUGGAUUAUCAGCGUACCCGAAUCUGGUGAAAUAUUUGUGGUGGAAGAAAUAUAUUACUAAAUUGCAGUUGUUGCAGUUCGUCCUGGUACUACUACAGUUUGGAACAGCAUUCGCAACAUCAAGCUGCCCUCCGUCAAAAAUCAUGUUCGCAUCAAUGAUAUUCAAUGGUUUACUCUUCAUAUAUCUUUUUGGAAGCUUCUAUAUCAACACAUAUAACAGAAGAAACAAGAAAGUAAACAAUGCUAAAGAAAGUAAUAGAACCAAUGGUUUGAAAGAAGAAUUCAAUGGUAUACAAAAAGAAAAUGGUCAAGAUAGAAUGAAGAUUUGCAAAGAUGAGAAGGUUACUGAUGGCAACGGCUACACAAGUGCUGCAAUCAAACUGAACGAUAAAUAUCGUUUUACAUUUAAUUUGCAAACGAAGAAAUUAUUGUAGAAUUUGUAUUUUUGUCUUAAUUAUUUAUUGUAAGUGAUUUCGUAGUAUUAGAUGAUUGUGAUUUUUAAUUGUAGGGAAUAAAAAUAAAUGUCUUUAUUUAUGG